GAGAUUUAGCACGGUCUUAGCGUAUUAUUACUCGUAAAUGUGCGGUUUCUUUGUUUUACUAAGCGAUUCUCAAACUACUGAUACACUGUAUGGCGGUAACGAGGCUAAGCUGGAAGCGGUUUCUUCGUCCAGUUUGAUGAAAACGAGGUCGGGAUCAGACAAACGUUACCGUUAGCCCCUCCUGGUCGAUUUUUUUUUCUUUUCUUUUAGCUAAAGACAACAAAACAGAGUAGAUAACGAUGUCGCUGAUUGCGUCUUCUGAUUAUUUCGCUGCCGAGUGUCUGGUAUCGAUAUCUAGCGGUCCUGUUCUUCACAGACCCACCCCGGUCGUCCCCGCCAACCAGCCUGCCACGAUGGGCCUGCUCCCCGGGGAGCCCGAAGGGUCGAGUGAGGACAGGGAAGUGCGAGAGACGCUGAGGCUGGAGGGAGCUAACGUGGUUGCCGUGGCCGGUAUCCUCACUGACCUGCACGGCAAGUUUCGCCCCAUGUCGGCCUAUUCGGAGAACAGCAACUCCUCAUGCGGCGGGGAGAGCGGUUACACCACGUUGUCCGACCCGACCACCCCAACCAUGACCCCCACCGCCACCCCGGUCCCUGGACAGCAGCAGCUCAGUGGGGGGAUUGGAGGAGGAGCAGGGUUGAAGAAACACCGGUGCACUUUUGAGGGAUGCGACAGAGUUUAUGGGAAAUCUUCCCACCUGAAGGCACACAUCCGGACACACACAGGGGAGAGGCCCUUCCCGUGCGCCUGGCCUAACUGUGCGAAGAAGUUUGCCCGCUCUGAUGAGCUUGCACGCCACACUCGCACGCACACGGGGGAAAAACGCUUCCAGUGCCCACUGUGCAAUAAGCGCUUCAUGCGGAGUGACCACCUGAUCAAGCACGCCCGCCGUCAUCCCGACUUCAAGCCAUCUAUGUUGGGGCGCAAUAGAGGCUCGCCCUCUGCUUCUAAACCAGCCGUGCACAAUUAGGAUGGCGUCGGUUGCUGUGCACUGGCAUUGACAGGAGCACAAGACGGUCACGUUGGUUUCAAGGAAACCGACUACAAUCACAUCCACUAGUUAGGAUUUAGCAAUGCUGUGUUGCACAAAAAAACAAAUGUGCAUGUACACACAAACAUACACACACAGAGCUGGAUGUAGCGGGGGGGGCAUUAGCCUCGUCUCUCUAUCCAUACAGUUGAAUCACGUGAACACUGUCCACCUACGCGACACAACCGGGGUUGGGUUGGAAAUUUGUUAACUGAGGACUUGUUAAGAAAUGAGCUUUUUGAUUCCGCUUGCCGUUUCCUGAAAGCAAGACUUUGGACCUACUGUGCUUCCAUUUACAUCACCAGUUACAUGUGCGCAUGUGUGUGUUGUGUUUACAGUAUGGCAGGCUAAACUAAGCUGCACAAAACACAAUAAUGAUAGGGUGAAAUGUAAUCACUGCAGUUAAGGACAGUUGGUAGCAUGAAGAUAGACUUACUGCAGGAUGAUAUAAGAAUGUAGUUUUUAAUCAGUAGCGGUGAUAUUAGACCACAAAGCAGUUUUACGGAUGCUGUAUAAAGAUGAUCAAUUGUGUUUCUGUCUAAUUCGGUAAAUUUAAUAUACAAAAGUCCAAGGAUGCAUUGGAGAAAUCCUAAGCAAUGAUUUACAAUAUGGCCUGAUAAAACAAAAAUGAUUAGGUUUUAAUUGCCAUAGAAAAACACACAGCUAGCACAAAAGAUAUUUCCGUUGUUCUUCGUUUAAACCAAAAACAAAUCAAGAAUACCUCAUUGUGGAAAACCACCUAACAGCAGCGUACGUUUACCGCAGUAAACUUUUUUUUUUCAUCCUUUCGUCAUAUUUUGAUUUCAGGAUUCGGUAAGAGCAGGAAUCACGAAGCAGGUCUGAGUCGAUUAAAAUCAAACCCAACCCUGAACAGAACGUCGUCGUCGUCGUUUCAAACUGAAACAGUUUCACAGAUUGCAGGGAUUUUUUUUUUUUCAUAUUUUUUUGUACAAAUCUGCACAUUCAUCAUCAGCAGCAGCCAAAUACUCCUCUCUGGUUUCUUGUGGUUAAUUUCUGCUUUGUUGUUGUGCUUUUCAGUAACCUUUAUUUACCACGAGUAGCACAAUAUUGUGAUAGUAGAUACCAAGGCGAUGGCUAGACGCCUUUUAAAGUUUUUUUUUUUUUUUUAGUUUUUAUUUGUUGCAGCUUUGCUGAUAUUAAGUUUUAGUGAUGACACAUUCCUUCAUGUUCUUUUUGCUUUUUUGGUAACCAUCUCCAUUGAAUAUUUCUUAACGUAUAUCCAAUUCAACUGUAGAUCAAAUAUUCAUUUUACCCUGAAGUGGAUCAAAUUUUAAGAGUUGUUUGCACGUCAUCAUUAAGGCUCCACCAGUUAUCAUCAAUGAAUGCUGAUACAUAAUACACGGCAGUAUUAUGUCUAAACCUGAUGCAAAUGUAUAUAAGCUUUAAGCUUUUAAUGUAGAAAAAUGGUAAUGCUACUAGCAGGAGAAAUAAUACACGUGUUGAAUUGUAGUCCUUAUAUUAGGGGUAACAUAUGUACGCUUGAUAGAAUGGCAUUGCCUGUGAGUGUUGGUGUGUGUGGUUUUGUUUUUUAAUUUACUUUUUUUUUUGUGUGUGUAGUGACAGAAAUGAGAAAUGUUUGUAUGCAAU
Messenger RNA from Archocentrus centrarchus (flier cichlid), 2639 nucleotides. Its product is annotated as Krueppel-like factor 9. The record is from RefSeq and is a predicted model, not a curated record. The transcript is spliced from 2 exons. Bases 240 to 971 code for a protein of 243 amino acids. Gene Ontology annotation, biological process: regulation of transcription by RNA polymerase II. Gene Ontology annotation, molecular function: RNA polymerase II cis-regulatory region sequence-specific DNA binding; DNA-binding transcription factor activity, RNA polymerase II-specific. NCBI's taxonomy places the organism in Eukaryota, Metazoa, Chordata, Actinopteri, Cichliformes, Cichlidae.